Elaeis guineensis (African oil palm) is the source of this 819-nucleotide messenger RNA. RefSeq lists its product as uncharacterized. The record is from RefSeq and is a predicted model, not a curated record. Gene Ontology annotation, molecular function: structural constituent of ribosome. Gene Ontology annotation, biological process: mitochondrial translation. Gene Ontology annotation, cellular component: mitochondrial large ribosomal subunit; ribosome. NCBI's taxonomy places the organism in Eukaryota, Viridiplantae, Streptophyta, Magnoliopsida, Arecales, Arecaceae.
CCCCAUCUUAAACCCUCUCCGCCGCGUGAUAGCGAGAGGAGGAGGAAGACGAUGGGGAGCCGUCUGGGGCGACGGGUGAUCCACUUCGCGAACUUGCCGAUAAAACUCCUGAUGCCGUCGCCGCCCUUCGACUCCAUCCGCGAGAUCGCCCUCAAGACCAUCCCCUCGGCCACCAAGGUCGAGAUCCGCCGCGUCCUCGAGUCCCUGUACGGAUUCGAAGUCGCCGAGGUCCGCACCCUUAACAUGGAGGGCAAGAAGGUCAAGCGCGGACCCUUCCUCGCCGCCAAGCCCGACUACAAGAAGGCCUACGUCACCCUCCGGUCGCCCCUCUCUCUCUCCCCCGAUCUUUUCCCCGUACCUUUGAUCCAGGAGGAGCGGGAGCGCAUCGCCGCCGCGCAGGCCAAGUCCACGCCCACUGUCGUCGAGGGGGAGGACGGCGGAAAGGCCCGGAGGCACUGGCUCGACGAGCGCCGCGAGGAGGAGGACGCGGGUGGGCGCGUGAGGUACGGCGGUGGCGGUGGGAGGCGGAGGGGUGGUGGUGGUCGUGGGCGUGGAGCGGGGAAGAAGGCCGAGGAGGAAAGCAGGUUCCCCUGGAGCAGCAUGCGCCUGUCGUCAAAGUAGUUUGUUUUCUUUUGCUUUGCUUUGUUUUGAUCAAUAAGGAGUAAAUUCGCACCUUUUUGAAGAUUAGAUUCGAAUUUGUAAGGAAAAUGACUCUUUGUUUCGUUAUGGAUUUGAGAAAUUAUUUUCUGAUCUUGCUGUUUCUUUUUAUGAUACUUGAUGUAUUAUGCAUGGAGCUCUCUAAAUUAUAUUUGUGUUGGG